AUGUAUCCAAGAAGAGCAUUUUCUAUGGUUAAUUCAUUGAUUGAGCGAUGGGAAGGUUGUCUGCAGCUUUAUCCUUCGAGUCUGAUGCGCAAAGAGCGUUCUGUGGCUGGUGCCGAAGAAAGUUUAGAUGAACGAGCGAUGAUCGCGAGACUGGAAGAAGAGAACGGUGAAAUGCUUCGUGAAAUGGAAUUGCUUGAGCAGCAACAGGAACUGGAGAACACAGACGAUCAGCUGAGUGGAUUACGAGAGAAGAAAGCGCAACUCGAAGAGAAGAUGCAUGUGAUGCAACAAACAAGGCGACAGCUAAUGCAGCAACUUGAGGUGCUUAUGUCACAACUUAAUGCCAAAGGAAUGGUAAACGGUGGUAGUAUGGGAACACUCCCAGAAUCCCUAACUGGAAUUGGAAGUCGAGUGACGAACGCUUUCCGAGAUCAUAGUAUGCCAAGAGCUGGUUCAUUGCCUGCGGCACAGCUACAAGGAGAUUUGUUGCAUGCAGCCGACGAUAUCACUACACAUAUGGGUACAUUGUUGAAAGAAUUAGAUCAAGUUUGUGUUGAGUGGCGUCGAAUCAGCUGGAAAUUACUCGUCAACGGGGAAGCUCGGGAUAGCGUGACUUCAGAGCAACACUGUGAUGGCAGUGUUCUACAGUACUGUCGAACGACUCGUGAUGUGGGCAAUGAAUGUUUAGUACCGUCAUGGCAGAUACGACUUUGA
This is a messenger RNA of Anisakis simplex (herring worm), 714 nucleotides long. The record is from the annotation of a GenBank genome assembly. NCBI's taxonomy places the organism in Eukaryota, Metazoa, Nematoda, Chromadorea, Rhabditida, Anisakidae.